Fusarium sp. VM40 is the source of this 4632-nucleotide messenger RNA. NCBI's taxonomy places the organism in Eukaryota, Fungi, Ascomycota, Sordariomycetes, Hypocreales, Nectriaceae. The record is from the annotation of a GenBank genome assembly.
AUGGCUACACUUGCCAUGCCGCAGGAGCCUGCGCCUGUGAAUCACUCUCUUUUGGAUGCAAACGAUGCGUCAACCUUUGUGGACGAUGAGCCGGUGCUGGACUUUUUCGUUCUUAAGCAGGAAGUUAACCUCGAGAUCAACUUUCGCGACAAGCGCAUCGACGGAACGACCAAUAUUUUCAUAGCAACGUUUAACGACAAGAUAGAAGAUAUCUCCUUGGACGCUGCAGACUGCGAUAUUGAUACCGACAACAUUUACGUCUCUGAACUUAAGGAAAACAACGGCGACAUUGUCGAGACUCUGAAACGGAAAACAGAUGCGACCUACAACGACCCUUAUGGCAAACUCUCUUAUCCGGCAAGCUGGAGUUUGAGAGCCGACCAUCACGACAUUCGCCGCAAACGAGCCCAGUCAAUAUUUCGAAGCCGUAAGACCGAUGUCCCCGCCGAGAAUAGAGCAUUCGAGGGGUGCACACCAGUCUAUAGAUCGCUCAAGGUGAAUCUGCGCCGCAAGGCAGAGGAUCGCCCAAGGCUGAUUAUAAGGAAAUCCAUGUCAGGUCUUGAUGGGGCCGAAAAAAACAACAGGCAAUACAAAAUCACUAUCCCUUUUACCAACAAGAACCCACGCGAUGGAGUACAGUUCGUUGGUGUCGACCCCCUGGACAGCCGAUUCACACAUAUGUACACCCGAAGUUCAAUACACCCGGGAACGGCAUCAUGUAUCUUCCCAUGUGUGGACGACCAUGGAUCACGCUGCGACUGGAGGAUCUCAAUCAAGUACCCCCGAACGUUGGGCGACGCUUUACAACAAGCUCUUGCUACGCAACAGAAUGGCAAUAACCCAGACAAAAUGCAAAUCGACGGCCAGGAGCGCAUACACAACCUUGCCGAGGAAGACAAACUACGGGAGAUGUCGGUAGUGUGUUCAGGAUUUCUGAUGGAGGAGAUUGUAGAUCCCGAUGACGACCACAAAAAGAUCAUGACCUUUGAGCCAGAAAAGAAGGUAUCCGUUCAGAAGCUUGGCUUUGCUGUUGGGCCUUUUGAGCACAUUGAUCUCUCAUCCGAGUUCCGAACGGAGGAGGACGAAGUGAAACUCGGCAUGAACGCACUGAAAGUACACGCAUACUGCUUACCAGGUCGCGCCGAUUGGGUUCGCAAUACUGCAGCAGCAACCACCAUGGGAGCCGACUUUUUUACCUACACAUUUGCUCGAUAUCCAUUCGGCAACUUCAAGCUUUGUUUUCUUGAUGACAUGAUCGAGGACACUGUGUCCCUAUACUCCAUGGCUUUCAUCAGCAAUCGUUUGCUAUUUCCAGAAGAUAUCAUUGACACUGAGAUUGAUGUUACGAGAAAGAUUGUGCAAACUCUGGCUUACCAAUGGAUUGGAAUCAACAUGAUUCCCAACACUCGAAAUGAUCUUUGGCUGAUCGUUGGUAUCGCGCACUUCAUGACCGAUCUUUUCAUGAAGAAACUUUGCGGAAACAACGAGUACAGAUUCCGGAUGAAGUCAUUAUCUGACAAGCUUGUUCAAGUGGACGUCGACCGACCUUCUCUUUACGAUCUUGGCGCUUAUCUCCACCUGGGAGAGUUUGAGAUGGAUUUCAUGACUCUCAAGGCACCAGUGAUCUUUUUCAUCCUUGAUAAGCGGCUCAUCAAGGCUUCCGGAGGACACGGCCUGACCCGUAUCCUCUCCAAGAUGCUUACGAAGGUUCAGAUCGAGGCCUCCGACAAAGCCACUAUUAUGGAAACAGAAAAGUUCCGGGCAACCUGUGAGAAAGGAGCCAAGUACAGACUUGAAAGCUUCUGGAGCCAGUGGGUUUAUGGCUCAGGCUGCCCACGAUUUGAUGUGAAAGCAAAAUUCAACAAGAAACGACUAUGUGUGGAGCUCACGUUGAAUCAGAUUCAAUAUCAGACGGCCAAGAGGCCCCCCUUGGAAAGAGAUGAUUUCCUUCGUGUCGUGAAGGAACGCCGGUCUGGUGUCACAGCCGGAGAGGUGCAGCCACUGUUCACUGGGCCCAUGACGGUUCGUAUACACGAGGCAGACGGAACUCCUUACGAGCAUAUCUUGGAGAUUCGCGAGGACGCCACGAGAUCCACCAAGUUUGAAAUCCCUUACAAUACGAAGUAUAAGCGAUUGAAGCGAACUCGCCGUAUGAAGGAAAAGCAGAAUGUUGGUGCCAGCAUGGAUGCAGAGAACCUGGACGAUGCUCUACUCUACUGUUUGGGCGACGUCCUCCAAACACCCGAUGAACAGGCUCAAUGGGAGUUGAUUGAUUGGGAUCCCGAAACAGAACGAAAGAUGGAUCAGGAGUCCUACGAAUGGAUUCGCGUAGAUGCAGACUUUGAGUGGUCGUGUGAUAUGAAGCGGACCCUCGAGCCAUACAUGUACGUGUCUCAGCUACAGCAGGAUAGAGACGUCGUUGCUCAGCAGGAUGCUAUGCUGUAUCUUACUCAAGGUCCGCUCCAUCCCAUCGCAUCAGGAUUCCUUACCAGGACGCUUGUUGACCGCCGCUACUUUCAUGGCAUUCGAACUAUGGCUGCUGAAGCUCUGCCACGGCAGGCUAAUAUCAAAGAUCUAUCAAUGCUUGGUCUUCGACAACUGAUGAAGGCUUUCAGCGAAAUGUUUUGUCAUAAGGGGACGAACCAGCCAAAACCCAAUGACUUUUCAGACAAAAAGCAGUACAAUGUUCAGUGCGCCAUCAUCAAGGCCAUCGCGCAGGUCAGGGAUGCGCAUACCUACAAAUGUCCGCUUGAAGCGCGUCAGUUUAUUCUUGACCAACUUCUUUUCAACAACAACGAAGAUAACCCCUACUCCGACCAUUUCUACAUUGCCACUCUUGUCGAGGCACUUGCUACUUCUCUCAUCCCUUCCAAACAAGACGACUGGUUUGCGAUGCAGAACAAGAUCCCCAAUGAAGAGGAGAAGCAGUUCCUUGAAAGGGCUAUUGAGCAGAUUGAGAGAGUCCUACGGCGAGACGAGUGGACGCACUCGUAUCAAAAUGUCUGGACCAUUGCUGGCCUGAGUGCCAAGCAGCGGUUGAUGAAAGCAGAAGUGAUUCCAAAGAAGUACAGCGACUUUGGGCAGUAUCUUCUGGAUGGAACUAGAGAUCUCAUCCGUAUCAAGGCAUUUGAGGCCUUGAUUGACCUGGGCGCUAUGUUGGAUCCGACAGUGUUCUCGUUUCUGACGUACUCCCUCAUUACCGACCGGUCACCAUACGUGCGGAACAAACUCAUCGAGGCCGCUGCUUCUGGACUUGCAGCUAUCGCUUUUGGAGAGCACUCAAAGGCUGCUAAGAACGAGCCUCCUCCAGAAGAUGAAGAAGGAGAUCUCCUGCUCGUGCAAGACAGUGCACAAGAGAUCGAAGCACGAAAGGAGAUGUUUGCGAGAAAGGAGAACCUAGACGCAGCACUCAAAGCUUUGCGGAGAGAAAUGGAUAAAACAUACGGAAGCGAUGAGCGGCAUUACAGUAUUGCGAUGCGAAAGGCUCUGGACCACCCAAAUCUUGGGCGAGGCGAGAUGGAAAGCAUGUUGGAUUUAGCGGCCAUGAUGUUCGAGGAAGCUGGCGACUGGGUCAUCACAAUUCCUUUACCAAAGGGUUGGUCAGUGGAGAGAGACAGGCUACCGUCACAGCUCCCUAAUCGCUUGAUGAUGAGAUUCAAGUCUUACUACAGGACGAAACCCAAGGCCCCUGCUAUUCAAGCCCCGCCCCCUCCACCUCCAGCUGCUCCCUCCCUUCCUUCUGUGCCUACUCUUCCUACCCCCUCCGCAGAGCCCAAGCGACCUGCGCCUCUGCACAAGACCUCCUCUAUCAAGAUCAAUACCCACAAGGCAGCUAUUCCUCAGCGCCCGAGUGUACCCCCUCAACGUCCGAGUGCUCCCCCCCAGCGCCCAAGUGUGCCGCCUCCUCAACGUCCAAGCGCUCCGCCUCAGCGUCCAAGUGCUCCUCCUCCAUCGAUUUCAAGCCCAAAGCCAAGCCAGCCCAAGGGAGAAAGGGACACAAUUGUUGCGUCACCGGUCCUCUCCCGGCAACCAAGUGUCUCGUCUUCGUCAGGCUCGAAGCCCUCUUGGCCCCCUGAGCCAUCCUCUGCCUCCAACAUCAAGCGACCACGUCCAGACAAAGACGAACAUCACACCCCAGCACCAAAACGCCCCAAGGUCGAAAAGCCCUUUGGGACUGACUCAGGUGUUCCUAAAAAGACGAGGCGGAUGGUUACUUUACGGGUCCGACCGAGCCGGCUUUCUUCCAUCCUUAAGAAGCCAAGCAAAUCCGGUAUGAAUGGCAGAGCCCCUCUGCCAUCGGGCUCGUCUCGAGAUGGCCUUCCCUCUUCAAGCUCGAAAUCAGAUUCAAUUACGGCCAAGCCCGCAAGAAAACCCCUCCCAUCCGGGGAUGUUGUACGAAGGCCUUUGCCCGGGGGAUCCGCGCCUUCACCGCAACCUCCACCAGAGAGAAAGUCGUCACAUGGCAUUGCCGCGCCGGAGAGGAAGAUUUCUCUCAAUACCCAUUCGAACUCAACACCCAAGCCUAAGUCUGCAAGCCCUGCAACGAGUACGCCACCUCCGGGAGAGCCGCCUGUGCAACGGCGUAAGAUCAAGAUUAUUCGAAAAUCAAACCCAGCGCCGGCAGCUCCCUAG